AUGGAUCGAGACGUAACUAACACGAAGGGCUUGGACUUUGAAGACUUUGGCCUCAAGCGUGACCUGCUGAUGGGCAUAUUCGAGGCUGGAUUCGAGAAGCCUUCCCCGAUUCAAGAAGAGAGUAUACCGGUAGCUCUUGUCGGUCGCGACAUCCUUGCGCGCGCCAAAAACGGCACUGGAAAGACCGCCGCCUUCGUCAUCCCCGCCCUCGAGAAGAUCAACCCCAAGGUCUCCAAAAUCCAAUGUCUUAUCCUCGUCCCGACCCGCGAACUGGCAAUGCAAACAUCCCAGGUUUGCAAGACGCUCGGAAAACAUCUUGGUAUCAACGUCAUGGUUACAACGGGUGGAACUGGGCUUCGCGACGAUAUCGUCCGGUUGCAGGAUCCCGUCCAUAUUGUGGUCGGAACUCCCGGCAGAAUUCUCGACUUGGCGGGCAAGCAGGUUGCGGACCUGAGCGAAUGCCCCAUGUUCAUCAUGGAUGAAGCCGACAAGCUGCUUUCUAUCGAGUUCACCCCGGUCAUUGAGCAGCUCUUGAGGUUCCAUCCCAAGGAUCGCCAGGUCAUGCUCUUCUCCGCCACCUUCCCCAUCUCGGUCAAGGAUUUCUCAGACAAGAACAUGACCAGCCCAUACGAGAUUAACCUCAUGGACGAACUAACCCUGCGCGGAAUCACGCAAUACUACGCCUACGUCGAAGAGAAGCAGAAGGUCCACUGCCUCAACACCCUCUUCUCCAAGCUGCAGAUUAACCAGUCCAUCAUCUUCUGCAACUCGACCAACCGCGUCGAGCUUCUUGCGAAGAAGAUCACCGAACUCGGCUACUCGUGCUUCUACAGCCAUGCCAAGAUGGCGCAGCAGGCUCGUAACCGCGUAUUCCACGAUUUCCGCAAUGGCGUCUGCCGUAACCUCGUCUGCUCCGAUCUUUUGACUCGCGGUAUCGAUAUCCAGGCCGUCAACGUCGUCAUCAACUUCGAUUUCCCCAAGAAUGCUGAGACUUACCUUCACCGAAUUGGUCGCUCCGGUCGGUACGGCCAUCUUGGUCUGGCUAUCAACCUGAUCAACUGGGACGAUAGGUUCAACCUGUACAACAUUGAGCGCGACCUCGGCACCGAGAUCCAACCGAUCCCCCAGACCAUCGACAAGAGCCUUUACGUGUACGAGAAUCCUGAGAGCAUCCCGCGGCCCAUCUCCAAUUUAAAGCCUGCUGGGAUCCAGCAACAGCAGCAACUCUCAAUCCCCAGUACCGCAGUCGGGCGACUGGCAGGGACAGGGCCGCCAAAACGGUUCUGGUCAGUCUGGCCCUCAAGGCCGCGGAGGGUUCCAAGGCAAUCGCGGCCCCUCUGGUGGCCACCGUGGCGGACGUUCCCGCGGCUUCCAGCAAGGGCAGGGUGGGCGCCAGAACUACGGCGGCCAGCGCGGUGGCCGUGCGCAGGGCCAAAGCCAGCCGACAUCCCCUGCUCAGCAGGGCUAGGGCUCUCUCUUUCGCAUCUUUUUGGGGCAUUAGGAGGCGUUCUAACCAUUGCCAUCAGCAGUCCUCCGUAA
This is a messenger RNA of Chaetomium globosum CBS 148.51, 1539 nucleotides long. RefSeq lists its product as uncharacterized. The record is from RefSeq and is a predicted model, not a curated record. The transcript is spliced from 4 exons. Lineage: Eukaryota; Fungi; Ascomycota; Sordariomycetes; Sordariales; Chaetomiaceae. The coding region runs from base 1 to 1539 and encodes 512 amino acids. Gene Ontology annotation, biological process: cytoplasmic stress granule assembly; P-body assembly. Gene Ontology annotation, cellular component: P-body; cytoplasmic stress granule. Gene Ontology annotation, molecular function: ATP binding; mRNA binding; RNA helicase activity.